AUGGACAAAUCCAUAGAGAAUAUAACUAAGGAUAUGUCCGAGUUGACGGUUCUUUCCUUUCGGAAGUUGGAUGAGGUUAAAAAGUUAGCUAAACACUUCCAGAAUGUUAUUAACCAUCCGUUGACUCAAGGGAAUCCCGUGGUGCUUCGUUAUUUGAAGAAUUUAGACGAGAUGCAUAAGAGUAUUUUCUUGAAGAAACGCGAGGGUGUAGAGGUAGAGUAUAUAUUUACAACGGAGAAAAAGAGUAGUUUGCAAAGGCAACGCUUUAACAGUCUUCCAGUCAGUGAAGUGCCUGAGAUUUUGAAAGCUGAAUUUCUAACUAUUGACAACGCAAAGCAAGUGCAUAUUUGUACAGACUGCAAUGUAGAAAUAGAGCUAUGCGACGACAUGCCUCUCAUGGAAUCUUUGCAAAAGCAUUUUAAUUUAGAAGCGCAUUUACCGAAGCUGAAACGCGAGAGCAUUGACGUGGCUGAACCAAUCGUACUUCCCAAGAUGUCGCGACGACUUUCAGCAAUGGAGGGUGGCGACAACCAAAACAUGGAACAAAUAAUCCAAAUGAUGAAGCCCAUGGAGAAAUUGGAACGUUCUUUCUCCGCUAAAUUAGAAGCGACAUUAAUCAGAGUAUUGCCUGAUAACUGCGAAGGCAGUAUUGAUGCGGCGAUAAAGUUCUAUCAGGAGGCUUUUGAUAAACUGUGCAAGGAUAUUUCCUUAAUAGACUUCUCCGCGCAAACGAGCUCCGUAGCACCAAUCAUAAUGAGCAUCAGGGACAACGUGAAUCAGAAUUUUGCCGUGGACGCAAAUAAGAACUUUGACAAUGAAGAAAAUGACCAGGCUCCGGAGAAACCAGUGAAGAAUCAGAUAAAAAAAUAUCGCUAUUAUGGCCCAAUAGAGAAUAUCAUUGCUAAAUUACUCUUGAAUCAUAAACUACUGACAUUGGUUGAUGAUCGAACAGGAAAGUUGGCUUUCUUUUGCAUGGCGUGUGAGUACUACACGUUGAGGUUUCGCUAUGAUAGUGUUCUAAAUCAUGUUUUUAGUGAAACUCAUAUCCACAAUCUCACAUGUAUCUUGCAGGCAGACAAGAACAUACCCUUCUCGAUGGGUGCUGCGACCAUGGAUAAAAUUAAAGAGAUGAACAGAGAUUUCCUUCGCAGCCAUUAUGUUACAGAGGAUAGCAAUGGUUUGAAUUGUGGCCUUUGCAAGACAUCCCUCGAUAGUGAAACAACAAUUAUGCAUAUCCUAGAUGAGAAUCACCUUGGUAAGCUGUCUGAUAAGUUCUAUCGGAAAAUGAAAGCUAAUAAUCCAGACGGUGCGGUCCCGGACGAGUGGGGACCUAAAUCGCUCGACUGGACCAAGUUCCUAGCCACUGUGGGCAAACCGCUCAACAAUCGCGAUCAUGUAGUAAUAGAGAACUUCAUCAGACCAUCAGGGAAGAUCGCCAACUAUUGUUCCUGCUGUGACAUGACCCUGAAGGGUCCGAGGCAGGUUCUGUUCAACCAUAUUCGCCAGAAGAAGCAUUUACGCAACGCCGCUCCACAUAAGCUGACCAUGCUCUACAAAAACCAUUGUCGACCCGCCGAGUACUUCGCCAGCUUCGGCAACCACUACAUAUGUACAAUCUGCCCGGAGUAUGUUGCCUUGCCAUCGUUUGCUGCUAUUGUUGAGCAUUUUGAAAGCAAUUUGCAUGUGGAGACCAUAGCUAAGCUGAUCCGUUCAGCGUUGUACCCAGAUGUGGAUGAAGGUCUAUUGUUGAUGAACAAGAUUGUGUCGGGGGAAACCUUGAAAUGCGAAUACUGUGAUGUCUCUUUCAAGGAUAUCAAUGAAGCCAUCAAGCAUAUCCUGUCCAGUGUUGAGCAUCAGACUGCUGUGGGUGAUGCAAAGAUUAAAUCCAACAAGGCGGACAUCAUUAAUGUAUAUAUGCAUGGGAACUAUAUCCUGCACAGUGAGGGCACAUCAUUCACAUGUGAAGCAUGCAAGAAUGUGUUCAAUUCGAUCAGUAGAGUGAGUUAUGGAUGUAUGCCGCACAGUGUACGAAGUUGA
This is a messenger RNA of Parnassius apollo (apollo), 2037 nucleotides long. The record is from the annotation of a GenBank genome assembly. Lineage: Eukaryota; Metazoa; Arthropoda; Insecta; Lepidoptera; Papilionidae.